This is a messenger RNA of Onychomys torridus (southern grasshopper mouse), 2512 nucleotides long. RefSeq names its product iroquois homeobox 5 (gene Irx5). Gene Ontology annotation, molecular function: DNA-binding transcription factor activity, RNA polymerase II-specific; RNA polymerase II cis-regulatory region sequence-specific DNA binding. The record is from RefSeq and is a predicted model, not a curated record. Gene Ontology annotation, cellular component: nucleus. Gene Ontology annotation, biological process: cell development; regulation of transcription by RNA polymerase II; neuron differentiation. Lineage: Eukaryota; Metazoa; Chordata; Mammalia; Rodentia; Cricetidae.
CGGGGAGGAACAGGGAGAGGGCGAGGCGCGCCUGGCGGCCGGGUUGGCUGCGGCCGCCCAGAGGCUCCUGCCAGUCCCCCCACCGACUACACCCCGGGAAGGAGGAGCUUCGCGCGCGCACAAGGCGUCAGAAUCCUCAAUUUCCAACUUAGCAUCUUGGCAGGACCUUUGCAAAGCCAAAAGCAGAGCCCCCCGGUGCAAAGAGCGAGGGGGGGUGGGGGGAGAGAAAGCCUAGCCCGGGCAAGCGGGGCGUGCAGAGGAGCGGGCGCGGCGGUCGCAGCCGGAGGCGAGCGGGAAGCCAACCAGGAGGCGCCGCGGGCCGGAGCCCGGGAGCCGGGGCUCGAAGAGCUGCGGCCCGGGGCAACGAGAGGCCAGGUGCCCGCUCCCUCGCCCUCGCAGGGCGCCGCCCGGCUCGUUGGCCGCCGCGGCGCGGCGCGCCCCAUGCCCGUGUGUGGCCAUGUCCUACCCGCAGGGCUACUUGUACCAGCCGUCCGCCUCGCUGGCGCUCUACUCGUGCCCCGCAUACAGCACCAGCGUCAUUUCGGGGCCCCGCACGGAUGAGCUCGGCCGCUCGUCUUCGGGCUCCGCAUUCUCGCCCUACGCUGGCUCCACUGCCUUCACCGCUCCGUCUCCGGGCUACAACUCGCACCUCCAGUACGGCGCCGACCCCGCGGCUGCAGCCGCCGCCGCCUUCUCGUACGUGAGCUCUCCCUACGACCACACUCCUGGUAUGGCGGGUUCCUUGGGGUAUCACCCUUACGCGGCGCCUCUGGGCUCCUACCCUUAUGGGGAUCCCGCGUACCGGAAGAACGCCACUCGGGACGCCACCGCCACACUCAAGGCCUGGCUCAAUGAGCACCGCAAGAACCCGUACCCCACCAAGGGCGAGAAGAUCAUGCUGGCCAUCAUCACCAAGAUGACCCUCACUCAGGUGUCCACCUGGUUCGCUAACGCGCGCCGGCGCCUCAAGAAAGAAAACAAGAUGACGUGGACGCCACGGAACCGCAGCGAGGACGAGGAGGAGGAGGAGAACAUUGAUCUGGAGAAGAAUGACGAGGACGAGCCCCAGAAGCCCGAGGACAAGGGCGACCUCGAGGGCCCCGAAGCAGGAGGAGCAGAACCGAAGGUUGCCGUGGGCUGCGAAAGGCUGCAGGGGCCGCCCAGUCCCGCCGGCAAGGAGACGGAAGGCAGCCUCAGCGACUCGGAUUUUAAGGAGUCGCCCUCCGAGGGCCGCCACGACGAGCUGCCCAGACCCCCGCGUGCAGGCGGGCCGUCCCCAGCCGGGCCCGCAACCGCGCGUCUGGUCGAGGAUGCUGGUCCUCACUACCCCGCGGGCGCGCCGGCGCUUGGCCUGCACCCAUCGGCCGGAGAGCUGCCCCCUGGCUCGGGCGGGCCCUCAGUCAUCCACUCGCCACCUCCACCUCCGCCGCCGCCUCCGGCCGUGCUCGCCAAGCCCAAACUGUGGUCUCUGGCAGAGAUAGCCACUUCCUCGGACAAGGUCAAGGACGGGAGCGGAGGGAGCGAGGGCUCUCCGUGCCCACCGUGCCCCGGGCCCGUGGGCGGGCAAACCCUUGGAGGCAGCCGUGCGUCUCCUGCCCCAGCGCCCGCGCGCUCGCCCUCGGCGCAGUGUCCCUUUCCGGGCGGGACGGUACUGUCCCGGCCGCUCUACUACACCGCGCCCUUCUAUCCUGGCUACACGAACUAUGGCUCCUUCGGACACCUUCACGGCCACCCAGGGCCAGGCCCCACAGCGGGUCCUGGCUCUCAUUUCAAUGGAUUAAACCAGACGGUGUUGAAUCGAGCGGACGUUUUGGCUAAAGACCCGAAAAUGUUGCGAAGCCAGUCUCAGCUAGACCUGUGCAAAGACACUCCCUAUGAAUUGAAGAAAGGUAUGUCCGACAUUUAACUCGGGUACGGUACUCCCGGACUUUCCUAAUUUAUUAAAACCAUGGCCUUGGCAGUUAUUUUUUCCAUCACCAAGAGAGAGAAAGAGAAAGAAAAAAUAAACUACCCCUCUUAUUCAGAAGUUUAUAGUUUAUGGAGGUGGAUGACAUAAAAAUGUAUACAUCUCCACACUCGAAAAAAUUGUUUUAGCCAACUGAAAAGAAAAAAAAAACCUAAGAGGAUUUGUAUUAAAUCUUAUUCUGUAUAUUUAAUGUAGCAUUUUUGUAUUUAAAUUGAUAAUUCAGUAUCUUUGAAGUAAAUUAUGAAAUCAAGACACCUGUACAGGCAUUUAAUGUUUUUUGUAAUAUAAAUAUAUACAUUUGUGUUCCCCCAAACUGUUUCAUAGUUUAAAAAUACAAGUUUAAUUUAAUUUUUUACACCUAUUGAUUUUUUCUGCGUAUGAACUAAAGUAUUAUUACAGAAAGGAAACAGGUUAUACUCUUAGAUUUAAAAAGUAAAAGAAACUGCAGUGGUCUUUGUAAAAUGCAAAAUAUUUAAUUAAAGGAGAUUUUAACAUAAUCAGAGCCACUCAUUACUUCUCAGAAGCCUCAAUAAAUUGUCAAUUGCC